Molecule: messenger RNA, 3492 nt
Organism: Nezara viridula (southern green stink bug)
Lineage: Eukaryota; Metazoa; Arthropoda; Insecta; Hemiptera; Pentatomidae
Source: the annotation of a GenBank genome assembly
AUGUUCAUAUACCUCUGCAAAAAGAUAUCUAUGCCAAACAAUACAAGGAUAUAUUGUUUGGCAUGGAGCAGCGAGCAAGGAUGGAUUGGUCUGGGAGGGGAUGAUGGAUUGCUGAAAGUAUUGAAAUUGGAAUCAGGUAAAACAAAGGGAAUCACUGCACCUGCCAAUCUCUCGAUGAAUCAGACGUUAGAAGGACAUACUGGGAAAGUUCAAGUGAUUACGUGGAAUGAACAGCAUCAAAAGUUUACAACAAGUGACCAAAAUGGUCUGAUUAUAGUAUGGACUAUGUAUAAGGGAAAUUGGUAUGAAGAGAUGAUUAAUAAUCGAAACAAGUCUGUAGUAAAAGGAAUGGCUUGGGAUUCUGAAGGAAAAAGAAUAUGUAUAGUAUAUGAAGAUGGUGCUGUUAUUGUUGGUUCUGUUGAUGGAAAUAGAAUUUGGGGAAAGGAAUUGAAAGGUUUAACGCUCACAGGAGUUCAGUGGUCACCCGAUGGGAGGUAUUUAGUUUUUAGUCUGCGAAAUGGAGAAGUUCAUCUUUAUGAUAACCAAGGAAAUUUUUUUAUGAAAUUAAGCAUCCAGUGCUUUCCAUCUUUGGUUAUCACCGGUAUACCAGUGGUUAGCAUGGCUUGGUAUGACGGUAGAAAUGGAUAUGUUGAAAACAACUGUCCAUGUUUUGCUAUUUUGUACCAGACAGGUCAGUUGCAACUAAUGAGGAACCAAAAUGAUGAAGAUCCAGUAAUUUUGGAUACUGGCAUCAGUGCUGUCAAUUGUAGCUGGAAUCACAAUGGCAGUGUAUUAGCAAUCGUUGGUUCCUCCGUAUUUCCAGAAGACAACAAGGAAACAAAUGUUGUGAUAUUCUACAGUCUUUAUGGCGAACAUAUAAGAACAAUGAAAAUCCCUGGAAGAAUAAUUACAACUGUAGUUUGGGAAGGAACUUCAUUGAGGAUAGCUUUGGCUGUCGAUUCGUUUAUUUAUUUUGCCAUUAUUAGACCAGACUACAAGUGGGCCUAUUUUUCAAAAACUCUAGUUUUUUCACAUUCUUCUAAGUCUGGAACAGAGAUAACCUUUUGGGAUACAAAUAACAAUGAGGUUCAUAAUAAGCAAGUAAAAUUUCUAUAUGCUAUUAAUGCCUAUAAAGAACAUUGUGCAAUAGCGUUCAAAACUGAAGAUACGAAUGAACAGUAUAUGAUUCAUGUUUGCAAUUCUAUCGGAAUCACAGUUGAUAGUAAAAGUAUUGAUAUUGAACCAUUAUGGGUAAGCAUCAAUACAACUCAAGUAUUUUGUGCAUCUAAGGAUCAUUUUAUGAUUUGGCAUUUCAUGACUCCUAAAUCACAUUCGACUCUUGGAAUAACAGGCAGGCAUCGAAGAGAAAGGUUAUAUCACAUUGACGAUACUCCUUCUGGCGUUGCUGAAGUAAUUCAAGAUUUAGAUAAAACCUAUCAGCCUAACGUUAAUAUGCAGGCUACAAGCGAUCCUAUCUGUUGCAUUGCUGUCUCUGAUAAAAUACUCGUUAUUGGGCGGGAAUCUGGUUCCCUUCAGAGGUACUCUUUACCGCAAGUAGCACUUGUUCAAAGAUUUACACUCCCAGUCAGGCCCAAAACUAUUGCUGUGAACUGUGAUUCCACGAGAAUUGCUGUAAUAGAUAUAAGCGGUGUGUUGACCUCUGUGGAUAUGGAAAGCAGCGUGAACAAUAAUAAACUCGAGAGGAGAGACGUGUGGGCCAUACAAUGGGCCUCUGAUAAUCCAGACCUCUUGGCCAUUAUGGAGAAAACUAGAAUGUAUGUCAUACGUGGCAGUGAACCGGAGGAACCUAUUCAAUCAUCUGGCUACAUAUGUUCUUUCAAAGACUUAGAAAUUAGAACUGUUCUGCUUGAUGAUAUAAUGGCUAAUCCAGAUGUACUCACUAUAGAAGAUCACAUAUUGGACUUAGAAGUAAAGUCCUUAAGAGAUACGAGGCAGCUUUUAGAAAAAGUCGGAAUAAACGAAGCUACUGCUUUUAUAGAGCAAAAUCCCCAUCCUAGAUUAUGGCAUCUUCUUGCUGAAGCUGCUGUGAAGAAACUCGAUAUAAAAACGGCCGAGACAGCCUUCGUUCACUGUAGCGACUAUCCAGGAUUGCAGCUCAUCAAAAGGCUCAACAAUAUUACUAAUGAUCAGAUCAAGAAGGCUCAAGUUGCAGCUUAUUUCGGCGAUUUCAACGAAGCUGAAAAACUUUACCUGGAUGCUGAUAGGAGGGAUUUGGCAGUUUCUCUCCGAGAAAGAUUGGGAGAUUGGUUCAGGGUUAUUCAGUUGAUGAAAAUGGGUAGUGGCGGUUCUGAUUCACAACUACAAUACGCAUGGAACUCGAUCGGAGAUUUUUUUUCUGAUAGAAAUAAUUGGGAAAGUGCUAAAGAUUAUUACGAAAAAUCUGGAAAUAUUGAGCGUAUGAUUAAGUGCUACCAACUUUUAGAAGAUUAUGAUCAGUUGCAAAAGCUUGCUACUCAGCUUCCAGAAAAACAUCAACUUCUUAAAGAAAUUGCUGAAAUAUUUGUUUCUGUCGGAAUGUGCUCUCAAGCUGUUUCAACUUAUGUGAAGUUUGGAUCUGUCGAGUCAGCAGUUGAAGCUUGCGUUAGUUUGAACCAAUGGGACCAAGCUGUUACUCUCGCUGAAACUUAUUCUAUGCUGCCAGAGAUCGGAACUUUAUUAGACAAAUAUGCCUUAGGCCUUCUCGAAAGAGACAGACAUCUGGAGGCGAUUCAGCUAUAUCGGAAAGCCAACAGAUUUCUAGAAGCUGCAAAAUUAAUGUUUCAGCUUGCUGAAAAUGAAGCCAAGAGGAAUAUAUAUCCUAUUAGAACGAAGAAACUGUAUGUUCUUGCCGCACUUCUGGUUGAGGAGCAAAUAAAAAUGAAGAAAGUUUCAACAGGAGAGAAAAGAGAUUCUUUAAUUAGAGAACUGCACGAAGAAAACGUGACUGAUUUUAAGAUCACUGAUAACCCUUGGCGAGGAGCAGAGGCUUAUCAUUUCUUAAUGCUGGCUCAGAGGCAAUUGUUUGAAGGGAAUUCAAAUGCAGCUGUUAUGACAAGUAUCCAUCUCCGACGUUAUGAAGAUAUUCUUCCUUCUGAAACUGUUUAUUGCAUUAUUGCUCUUGCUGCUAUUAUGGCUAAAGCAUAUGCUACAGCAUCCAAAGCAUUCAUGAAAUUGGAAAGUCUCCCAACGAUCACAGAAACUAAACAAGAAGAAUAUGCUGAUUUAGCUGUGCUUAUAUUUACAAAACACCCACCAAGUGACCCAAAAGGAUUAUUUUUGUCUUGCUCUACCUGUAAAUCUCCAGUUCCUACUUGGUCAGGCCUGUGUGAAGGUUGCGAUAGCAGAUAUCCAGUGUGUAUCGUGACUGGGCGGCCAUUACUGAAUCUUGAAUCCUCAGCGUGGACUUGUCAUUCUUGUUCUCAUAGUUCUUCAUUUUCUGACAUCGGAAUAAAACAGUUCUGUCCCCUAUGUCAUUCACAUGUUAGGCGUUAA